ACAAACUUCCCGGAGUCGGCAGAAAGGGAGGUGAAAGACCAGGAAAACUCGUCAGCGACUCGGAUCGACCGAUCACCAUGAAGCUCUUUGCUCUCCUUUUCGCCGUGGGGCUCUUGAGUGCCUCCUGGGCCAAUCCCUUCUUUCAAGAUGAGCCAAAAUCCAAAUGGGAGGAAACGAUGGACGUCUUUUGGGACUACGUCACCAAGGCUGGGAACAUGGCCGAUGACGUCACUGCCCAGAUCAGGAGCUCGCAGCUCAGCCGGGAACUGGAUGGCCUUAUCACCGACACCAUCGCUGAGGUGGACCUUUACACGGAUGAUCUGCGUUCCAAGUUUGGCCCCUAUACUCAAGAACUUCAGGAGCGCCUGAAGACCGAAGUGGCCACCCUCACCGGGAAGUUGAGAAACGACAUGGAGGAGACCAAGAGCAAGCUAAUACAAUAUUGCCGCGAUACCCGUUUGAUGGUUGACCACAACGUGGACAACGUGAAGUCCCAGUUCAACCUGUUGGUGCGCAAGCUCAGGAAACGCCUCACCAAGGACGCCGAGGAACUGCGCCAGAAGCUGAGCACCUACGCCGGAGAGCUGCGAACCAACACCGACGAGAAAGUCAGCUCCAUCCGUCAGAACCUGGAGCCCUACCUGUCCAGCAUCCAUGAGAAGGGGCAGCAGAGGAUCCAGGCCCUGAAACAAGCCAUCGGCGAGCAAGGCCAGAUGGUCCACCAGCAGCUCCGCAGCCGCGUUCAGGAGCUCCAGAACCAGUUGCAGGAGAAACUUGAGGAGGUGAAAAGCAGCUUUAACCAGGCUGUGGAGAAACUCCGCCAGCUGGUCAACCCCAUUUUGGAGGACAUGAGCAUCCAGGCCGAGACCGGGAUGGAGGAGGUCAACCAGGAGCCGUGAGACGCAGCUGUCCUGCACCACCCGCAAAGCUCCUGCUUCGUCUCCUCGGAAACCAAGGGGAACCUCAAAGCUUUUGAGGUCUCUUGGUUGAGAUGCCUCCUGACAGGCCAGCCAUGUAUUAACCGAACCUUCCCAACUGGCUGAGAGCUCUCCAGAUGUGUGACAUGACACCCUCCAGAAUUGGGCUUGCAAGCCCACACAUCUGGAGACUGUCAGAUGGGGGGGGGGAAGACUGCACUAACCUCAUGCCGCUUUGCACAAGGCCCAUCGUCCCCUGAACGAGAGAGUCUGCCAUUCAGCCUUCUUAACCUUCUCUCCCCUUUGCAGUCUUGUAUUAUUAACCCAAGUCCUGUGUUGCACUUGUGAAUUCUUCCUAGAAAGAUCCUGGAAGGAUUUCUGAUUCCCCCGUUCCCCUUCCCAUGGUAACAUCCCACAUUCCAAAUGUUUCAUCACCAUUCCUCAGCUUUACUGGUGUUUUGAUCUGUAACAAUAAAAUGUACUUUGGAUAUGAA
Molecule: messenger RNA, 1411 nt
Organism: Protobothrops mucrosquamatus (brown spotted pit viper)
Lineage: Eukaryota; Metazoa; Chordata; Lepidosauria; Squamata; Viperidae
Product: apolipoprotein E
Exons: 4
Coding region: 78-899 (273 amino acids)
Biological process (GO): lipoprotein catabolic process; negative regulation of neuron apoptotic process; positive regulation of nitric-oxide synthase activity
Cellular component (GO): intermediate-density lipoprotein particle; extracellular region
Molecular function (GO): lipid binding
Source: RefSeq, a predicted model, not a curated record